Molecule: messenger RNA, 930 nt
Organism: Acanthamoeba castellanii str. Neff
Lineage: Eukaryota; Discosea; Longamoebia; Acanthamoebidae
Product: HD domain containing protein
Exons: 6
Coding region: 1-930 (309 amino acids)
Molecular function (GO): guanosine-3',5'-bis(diphosphate) 3'-diphosphatase activity
Source: RefSeq, a predicted model, not a curated record
AUGGAGGGCGCCGAUAAUUUCUUGCCGGAUGACAACGUACGAGAGUACAUUCGAAAGAGGAAGCGGAAGAACCAGUCAGUGUCGGUGACGCACUUACGGAAGGUCCUUAACAUUGGCUACAAGAAGGCCAAACGAAUCUACGAUGAGUUUGAAUCGGAUAAGCCGGCCAGCAAGCCUCGAUCAAAGUCCAAAGCGAAGGCAGAUAAGAACCGGGAGGAGGUGGAGGACAGCAGCGACGCAGUGCAGGAGGAAACGGAGUCAAGUGAAGAUGACGGCGCUGAGGGAGCAAGGCCGGUGACCUACCAGAACGUGGAAACCGACGAGGAAGAAGAAAAUGGCGAUCUCGAUUCAUUCACACUAUCCAACUGCCUUCUGAAAGCUGCUCACUUUGCGGCCACAAAGCAUCGAUUACAGAAACGAAAGGAUGACGACGGCACGCCCUAUAUCAACCAUCCUCUUGGCGUGGCCUGGUCGCUGUCGGAAGAGGGAGGAGUCAAAGACGUCGAGACCCUGCAGGCAGCUAUGCUCCAUGACACUGUGGAGGACACCGACACGACGUUUGAAGAACUGGAGCGGGAGUUUGGCAUCAAGGUGGCGGCCAUCGUGCGUGAGGUCACCGACGACAAGUCCCUCGCUAAGGACGCGCGCAAGAAACACCAGGUGAAGCACGCGCCUCACUUAUCCAAGCAGGCCAAGCUGGUGAAGUUGGCCGACAAGCUCUACAACCUGCGUGAUCUUCUCCGCGCCCCCGUGCCUGUUGUUCAGGGCAUUCGAGGCACGAACAUAGGGCUUGAGGAGAAGUUGGACGAAGUGUUUGCCUCCAAGUUCAAGAUCCGAGGCAAGACCUACGCCGCCCUGGUGCCCGAGAACCAACGAUCGUCCCUACUUGCCAAGUACUACGCCGACAUGGCCGUGGCCAAGGGCCAGUAG